Molecule: messenger RNA, 1819 nt
Organism: Manihot esculenta (cassava)
Lineage: Eukaryota; Viridiplantae; Streptophyta; Magnoliopsida; Malpighiales; Euphorbiaceae
Product: sphingolipid delta(4)-desaturase DES1-like
Exons: 3
Coding region: 662-1654 (330 amino acids)
Biological process (GO): ceramide biosynthetic process
Cellular component (GO): membrane
Molecular function (GO): sphingolipid delta-4 desaturase activity
Source: RefSeq, a predicted model, not a curated record
GGGACGCUCUCCCAGUUUCUGGGUUACUUGAAUUCAGGAAUUGCGAGUGCUCUGGAGCUGGCUGUUAGACGUUAUCGGCAUCAGGCUGCAGAGAUUGAAGGCUAAAUCAAGCAAAUGAGUGAUCCUGAUGGCUAUGUAUACGUCACCAGGUCGACAUCUCAGAAGUUAAUGUCAGAGUGUCUCCCACGUUCUUAUGAGCCAUGUGAAAUCAUUAUUAGUCUAUCAGAGGCGAUUGAGCUCGCCCAAGUCAUAAAAAUGAAAGGCAAAUUCCUCAAAAGGACGAGAGGUGGGGCCUGGUGGCACGUUGGGCCUGUGGUAGAAUUCGAAACUGCUUGAAAACUAUCAAAAGGAUUUGCUGAAAGCUGUAGGCCACAGUGCUGCCGCUCCCAAAAUCCAAAUCUACUUCCAACCUGUAAACCCCUGCAAGUUGACGCAUCAGCAUUGGUCCACCCCUUCGAACACUUGGGUUCUUGGGCGUUUCUUCCUGCGCGUACGUGUCUUCACUUGUUUAAACGGCGCCGUGCUAUUGCGUUAACCCUCAAUUCAACGGAGUUUUAAGCCGCACUCACUGGGGGAGGAAACGCCGAAUGAGAGAAAAUAUCUGCGAGGGAAGAGAAGAAAACGAGAAAGCAGAGGCGAAGAGGAAGAGGAGACGGGGAAAAUGGGCGGAGAGGAGAAGCAUGAGGAAGAGGAAGGAGUAAUGGCGACAGAUUUCUUUUGGUCGUACACGGAUGAGCCUCAUGCUUCGAGGAGAAGAGUGAUCCUCUCUCAAUAUCCUCAAAUCAAAGAACUCUUUGGCCCUGACCCCUUGGCUUUCCUCAAGGUUACUGUGGUUGUUUUGCUUCAACUUUGGACAGCCACAUUACUUCAUGAUGCUGGCUGGCUUAAGAUACUGGGAAUAGCCUACUUCUUCGGGUCUUUCCUCAACCACAAUCUUUUCUUAGCGAUCCAUGAGCUCAGUCACAAUCUUGCCUUCUCAAGGCCUGUUCACAACCGGUGGCUUGGGAUUUUCGCUAACCUUCCUAUUGGCGUACCCAUGUCUGUAACCUUCCAAAAGUAUCAUCUUGAACACCAUCGCUUCCAAGGAGUAGAUGGGAUUGAUAUGGAUGUCCCAAGCAAUAUUGAAGGCCAUCUUGCGACUAAUGUUGUCUCAAAAUCUGUAUGGGUUAUCUUCCAACUCUUCUUCUAUGCUUUGAGGCCUCUGUUUCUCAAACCCAAGCCCCCUGGUUACUGGGAGUUCAUCAACCUUUUUAUUCAGAUAGCUCUGGAUGUAAUAAUGGUUUAUUUUUGGGGGUGGAGGUCUUUUGCUUACUUGAUCCUUUCUACAUUUGUUGGAGGUGGAAUGCACCCAAUGGCUGGUCAUUUCAUCUCAGAACAUUAUGUCUUCAAGCCUGACCAAGAAACAUAUUCCUAUUAUGGGCCCCUAAAUUUUCUUACUUGGCAUGUGGGGUACCACAAUGAACAUCACGAUUUCCCUAGGAUCCCUGGGAACAAGCUGCACAAGGUGAAGGAAAUUGCACCAGAAUAUUAUGAAGGUUUAGACUCUUAUAAGUCUUGGAGCCAAGUCAUAUACAUGUACAUUAUGGACAGAACAGUUGGGCCUUACAGCCGAAUGAAGAGAAAGGUAUCAACUAUUACCAAGAAAUCUGAAUAGUUGCUCCCAUCUUUGCGCUUUCUUUUUCCUCCUCGCCUUGUUGGCAAUGAGUAGUGCUUUUUAUUAUUUGAGGAACAAAAGAAUCUACAGUCUCUUAACAUUUUUUUAAUUUUUAUUGUAGUGGCUGAAUAGUUUUAGUUGAUUAUAUAUCCGUUUCUUUGCAAA